GAGCGCAGCCGCGCCGACCACCAGUUUAGCACCAGCUGCACACCGAUCGCGAGCACAGCCCCAAGCUGCAGGUCGCACUCUCGGCUUUUCCAGCACCUUUCUGUAUGAACUGAAGACACUUUAUUCGGCCAAACGCAAUUCGACAUGGCGGCCCCCAACCAAAUCGCCUACACCAACAAAAGGGUGUUGGACCGCUACCUGGCUCUUGAACAGCCUGCCGACAAGGUGAUGGCUACCUACAUUUGGAUCGACGGCACCGGCGAGAAUGUGCGCGCCAAGACCAGAACCCUCGACUCCAUUCCAAAGAGCCCAAAGGAUUUGCCCAUCUGGAACUAUGACGGCAGCUCAACGUACCAAGCCGACGGUUCCAACUCAGACAUCUACCUCCACCCCUGUGCCAUUUACAGGGAUCCCUUCCUCCUCGGCAACAACAUCCUUGUCCUUUGUGAAACCUACCGCCACAACGGAAAGCCCACUGAAUCAAACCACCGCAAGUCUUGCGCCGAAGUGAUGGACCGCGCCAAGGACCAGCACCCGUGGUUUGGCCUCGAACAGGAGUACACCCUUCUCGACCAGGACCUGCAUCCCUUUGGCUGGCCCAAGAAUGGAUUCCCCGGUCCCCAGGGUCCCUACUACUGCGGCGUGGGCGCCAAUAAGGUGUUUGGCCGUGACAUUGUUGAGGCUCACUACAAGGCCUGCCUGUAUGCAGGUGUCAUGAUCUGCGGCACCAACGCUGAGGUUAUGCCAGCGCAGUGGGAGUUCCAGGUGGGACCCGCCGAAGGUGUGAAGAUGGCCGAUGACAUGUGGGUCGCCAGGUACCUUUUGCACCGCGUUGCUGAAGAUUUUGGAGUUGUGGUCACUUUGGACCCUAAGCCAGUGCCAGGAAACUGGAACGGCGCCGGUGCUCACACCAACUUCUCAACCACUGCAAUGAGAGAAGAAAAUGGCAUCAUUGAGAUUGAAAAAGCCAUCACUAAGCUUUCCAAGCAGCACAUUCGCCACAUUAAGGCCUACGAUCCCCAUGAGGGCAAGGACAACGAGAGACGUCUUACUGGUCACCACGAGACAUCUUCCAUUCACGAUUUCUCUGCUGGAGUUGCCAAUCGUGGCUGCAGCGUUCGUAUUCCUCGCCAGGUUGCUGAGGAAAAGAAGGGUUACUUGGAGGACAGGCGUCCAUCAUCCAACUGUGACCCGUACAGUGUUUCUGAAGUGCUGGUGCGCACUAUGUGCCUCGACGAAUAAACAGGGUUGUGGCUUUCCCCCCUCUGGACAGCCAGAAGAGACAAAAUAUAAAGCGCAUCAUUUAAUUUUAGAGCUCGACGUUUCACUGUUAACAAGUGCAUUUUUCUAAACAUAUUAUACUGUAUUUCACCCAUCAGCUUCUCGAUCGUCCAGAAUCGAGCGUGAAACUUUUAUCUCUAUACCCCUUCCUCUUGAAAACAAACUAUACAAACUGUGUAAAAUAUCAAAUUGCCUCGCCUUAUUUUGCCCUAGAUGGCUUUCGUCUUUUCCAUGAAAACUGAUUAAGAGCACGCAAGAGUAUAGAAGCAUGCGUAUUUUGCACGAGGGUAACUUUGCACAAAUUUUGAAAAAUUUCCUCAAAAAUCUAGAGACGAGAGCAAAUGAAUAUACAAACUAUAGACCAUCUGAGCACACAAAAAAUGAGAAUUAAAUAUUUUUAUGCCGUGCAGCGGUUCAGCAGGCGCGAAAAUGUCUUACUAUACAUGUUGAAUGGAGGCAGCAGAAGUGAUGUUUGUUAUACGUAAAGGCCUUAAAUGUUUCCAGCGCAGCGCAAAAGUGUAGAGAUUUUUGGUGAGCACUAUUAUUGCACUCAAAUUGUAUAGAUCAUAUGAGAAAGGGCUUUGCAUUCCACUCACUAAUUAACCCACUCUUGCCUGCACAUCAGCUGUUGCUAAAAAUGCUGGAAAUAUUCAAGGUAUUGUCUUUCUCGCCUACUUUAAUUGACAGGAGAAAGAUUAUUAAAUAAAAUAUGAUUACAUAUACACUGUUCUGUGUUGUAUUGAUUUAAACGUUUAAAUAGUCUUGUACAUCAUGUAAUUGUUAGUUGCUCGACCACUUUUUUAUUGACGUUCUUGCCAAUUGAUGACAAGUGUGAAGGUAUUGAUUAAAAAUAUACAGAUGAAAAAAUAAAUGAAUGUUUUAUGAUAUGAGAAUAAUUAUAAAUUAUAAUUUGAAAAGCGAAAAUGAUAUAUGUUCACAAUGAGAAACACCGAGAGACACAAAAGCGCUAUUCAAACAGUUUUAUAACAUGUAAAGGGACGAUAUUUUUUAUUAAUUUGCUUAUUAUAUGGAAUUAAAAAAAAUGGUGAUGACAA
Neocloeon triangulifer is the source of this 2336-nucleotide messenger RNA. RefSeq names its product glutamine synthetase (gene Gs2). Gene Ontology annotation, cellular component: cytoplasm. Gene Ontology annotation, molecular function: glutamine synthetase activity. The transcript has 8 exons. The record is from RefSeq and is a predicted model, not a curated record. The coding region runs from base 145 to 1242 and encodes 365 amino acids. Lineage: Eukaryota; Metazoa; Arthropoda; Insecta; Ephemeroptera; Baetidae.